AUGUCACGUUUAGGAUACGGAGAGGGAUAUGGGGCGGAUGAUUCGGGUCGGGAGUACGGAUCUCGACGACAAAAGGUGUUUGGGUAUUUGAAGGCUGCAAACGAUAUGCGUCAGGCGUAUACCUCGUCCAUCCAGCAGAAAUGGCAGAACACAUAUGAUGAAAACGGGGUGGAUGCACCGGGGGCGUUUCCCGAUGCUGAUAUCGCGCGGUCCGGUGAUGAAGAGAUGGUAAUAUUUCCAAGCUAUGCGAGGAGGCAUGUGAAGAGAAUGCGAAACGCACCUGCGGAACCCCAGCCAAUGCCUGGCACACACGAGGAUAUCGAUCGACCGAGCUCACCGGGGGAUAUGAAUUACUGGAAGCAAGAGUGGGAAAACUAUGAAGACGAUAAUGCUAUCGUCGAUAUCGAUGUGCGAGGGUGGCUAUAUGUGCCCCAGCGCGGAGCCAUGAACCGAAAGCAUCGGCUAAUGAUCGCACUGGCGAGAAAGCUCAGUGGAAUACCAGCUCCUACAGCUCCUUCAAGCAACCCCAUACAGCAGAAUCUUGCCAGAAGGGAAGACGAGGAUGCCACCCGAGAAGCUCAAUCGAUUAUCAACAAGGGCGAACACGACGCAGACGUUGCGUGGAGAAGCAACCGAUCUGGAGAUAACAGCGACCCUGACUCACCUGGUAGACUAUCACGGGUAUCGACGAACUCAUUGCAGAAUAAAGAUAAUCUGUCCGUGGCAAAUGCACGUCUGAUGGAGAGAUUAAGGCCGUUCAUGAACAAUCCCACUGUCGGCGGGGCGAUCACUCUGUUCUUCUUCAACGAAGAAGAGAGUCAGUCCAGGACAACGUUGACAGAUGACUCGGGGCAUUUCAACAUUAGAACAGCUCUGGAGUUUAUACCCACUCAUGUGAGAAUACUCGCUUCUGAAUCACUAUCUGUCACAGAAGAAAUCCGGAUCAUCGAGCCCAGAGGAGUCAGUUUGAUCAGCGAUGUUGAUGAUACCAUCAAACAUUCGGCUAUCGCCAGUGGCGCCAAGGAAAUUUUCCGAAAUACCUUUGUGCGCGAACUGGAUGAGCUGACUAUCGACGGCGUCAGAGAAUGGUACAACAAACUGGCAGGCAUGGGCGUCAAUAUGCACUACGUAUCCAACUCGCCAUGGCAGAUAUACCCCUUGCUGAAAACGUAUUUCAAGUUGGCAGGCCUGCCACCCGGCUCUUUCCAUUUGAAGCAGUACAGCGGAAUGUUGCAGGGCAUUUUUGAGCCUACUGCAGAACGAAAGCGAGUUUCGUUGGAAAAGAUCAUGCGUGAUUUUCCCGAGCGGAAAUUCAUUCUGGUUGGUGAUAGCGGAGAAGCAGACUUGGAGGUAUACACAGAAGUAGUCCAGCAGAAUCCAGGGAGAGUGCUGGGCGUGUUUAUCCGUGAUGUGACGACGACGGAAAAGAAGGAGUUUUUUGACAAAUCUUUUGACCAGUCGAGAUCUAAUUUUUCGCGAAACUUGCCACCGGUGACGAACGAUCGUGCGGAUUCCUUUGCAGCCAGGCCAGCAUUACCACCACGACAGCCGUCUGUUACGAACUCGAGCCAACCCGAAAAUCUGAUUUCGUUUGACGAUUAUUCGUCAAGCGAUAAUGAGGUACCUGAAACUACGGUUAGAAAGCCACCACCAGUCAAACCUUCGAAACCAUCUGCCUUGCGAACAGCAACCACAGUGCCUGCAACAGCAGCAGCCUCUGAAGAGAAACCGGAAACCAUACGACGAAAACCGGCGCCGCCUCUUCCAGAUAAACCGCGUCGACUGUCAACUCCUCAGAGAGAGCCACAAAAAGACAGUACAUCUCAAGAAAGAGCACCUCCAUUACCGCAACGCAAGCCCACCGCGAAUGAUACAUAUACUAACACCGUGAAAAACAUGGCCGUGAAUGCAUAUAACAAUAUACCUUCUACUAGAGACACCAUGGACGCACUGUCUAAUCUGUCACUCAAAGACGCCGGGAAGUCUCAAGACGACGCUUAUAUCACUACGGCUUCUUCGAAACGUGGAACACCGCCACCUCCUCCGCCACCUCGUCGCGCCAUGACCAGUACGCCCAACAACGAAAAGAAGAAUAUCAACACACCGCCCAAACUGCCAUCCAGACAGGGAACGCCACUACCUCUAUCCAGCAGCAGCAGUAAUCCCCGGCUCAAUAACACGAGCAACGCAACGAGCACAACGAAUAAUCCAGAUUUUUACGACUCGGGUCUGGCAUAUAACAACAGUUCCGAGGACGCUCCUCCUCAGCCACUGCUCAACAAGCGUGAAGAACUGUGGAAACGGCGCUGGGAACGGGCUCAGCAGAUUCUGUCGGAUCAGGGUGUUUUGCUGGGUAGUUGGAGAGUGGGUAAGGAUGCACAGGAUAUUACCACCUGGCUGGUUGAGGAUUCGUUGAAGAAGAUGAGUGAGAAAAAGUAA
This is a messenger RNA of Talaromyces rugulosus, 2439 nucleotides long. RefSeq lists its product as uncharacterized. Bases 1 to 2439 code for a protein of 812 amino acids. NCBI's taxonomy places the organism in Eukaryota, Fungi, Ascomycota, Eurotiomycetes, Eurotiales, Trichocomaceae. The record is from RefSeq and is a predicted model, not a curated record. Gene Ontology annotation, cellular component: actin cortical patch. Gene Ontology annotation, molecular function: phosphatidate phosphatase activity. The transcript has a single exon.